UAUGAGACAAUCAUAACAACAACAACAAUGUUGUCAUAAAUUAUUGUAAUUUUUUUGUUUGUUUUUUGUUUUAUUAAGUGAUUUAAUUAGUGAUCGAAAUGAUAGUCAACAUUGAAGUCAAUGAUCUUUUAGAUGAACUGAUGGCUGAAAACAAACGACUCGUCAAUGAGUUGUUGUUUGCAAACAAUUGUUUGAAUUUAUUGAAUGAAUUGAAAAGUUAUUUACAGAUAAUUCACGCGAAAUACAAGACAAUGAUUGCUGAGGAAGACGUCAAACAAUGGCAGAUAUUAGAAGAAUCAGUGGACACAACUGUCGAUGAAUACCAUCGAUGCAAACAACAAAUCAAGAGUACAUUGAAAAGUAAUGUCAAUCAAGAGUCAAGAAGUGAUCGACAAUUACUGACAUCAGAAACAAGUCUAACAACAGCUGAUCCGCAAACGAUUACUAAACAAAAGAGUAGACAACAGCGGAUCCAAUCGGCAAAUAAACCGACAAACGGACUGUACGUUUGCCGACACAAUGAUUGCGGCAAACAAUUCAAAACACGUAUAAGAUUUACAAAGCAUAUGACAGUUCACUUCAAACAACACAAGUGGCCGAACAACACGUGUCACGUGUGCGACAAGACAUUCAAAUUUAAUAGUUUUUUAGCGACACAUAUGAAAACACGAGACGACAACAACAACAAACAUAAGACAUUAUCAUUGAAUGAAAAUAAUGGUAACAAUGAUCGCCAAUCGGAUCAAUCUAUACUAUUGUUGUUAAAUCGAAACAAUUUCGAUGAUAAACAACAACGAUAUUUGUGUCCAUUUGCCGAAUGUAACCGAAAAUAUGUAUUUAAAAGUGAUCUGAAAAAACAUUAUCUUCUAACUCAUUAUAAACCCGAUUCUAAGCCAUUUGUUUGUCAGAUAUGCGGACAGGGAUUCAAACGAAACUGUAUUCUCAAAGAUCAUAUGGCUAUACAUGACGUCAAUCGUCAGAAGACCUACCGGUGCCAGUACUGCGACAAAUGUUUCUUCAAAUCUUAUGCACUAAAAGUUCACCAAAACUUUCGACAUUUGUUGACAAAAACAUUUAACUGCGGUAUCAAUGACUGCCGAGAGAUGUUUGUCUCGACUCGUCAGCGAUCACUUCACAGACAAUCUGUCCAUCAGAUGACGUAUGCACUGAAACGACAACCGGAUAGACAUUCGUGUCAAUGGCCGGGCUGUGACUACCGGUGCGCUACAACCGAACAACUGGUAAAUCAUACGCGUGUUCAUACCGGUGAGCGUCCGUAUGCCUGCCAAUGGCCUGAGUGUAACAAACAGUUUCGUACGAAAGCCGGUUAUCGGCGACACGAUAUUUGUCAUAAAAAUUUGAAACCCUUUGCGUGUCAAUGGCCUGGAUGUGACUAUCGGGGCAAUAGUGCGUCAAACUAUUACAUACACAUUAAGAUACAUAAACGACAACAACAAUCAGUAAAUAGUGAUAAUAAAAAAUAGUUUAGUAUUCAUCAAAAAAGUUCAGAUCAUAUACUGUCCUAACGAUUGGCCACUGAAUCCAAAAGUGAUUACAACUCAUACUAUUUGCUCUAUUAAUCUGUCAUUUCCUUAACAAA
Messenger RNA from Oppia nitens, 1600 nucleotides. Its product is annotated as zinc finger protein 510-like. NCBI's taxonomy places the organism in Eukaryota, Metazoa, Arthropoda, Arachnida, Sarcoptiformes, Oppiidae. The record is from RefSeq and is a predicted model, not a curated record. The transcript has a single exon. Gene Ontology annotation, cellular component: nucleus. Gene Ontology annotation, molecular function: RNA polymerase II cis-regulatory region sequence-specific DNA binding; DNA-binding transcription factor activity, RNA polymerase II-specific. Bases 99 to 1484 code for a protein of 461 amino acids. Gene Ontology annotation, biological process: regulation of transcription by RNA polymerase II.